This is a messenger RNA of Xyrichtys novacula (pearly razorfish), 28058 nucleotides long. Lineage: Eukaryota; Metazoa; Chordata; Actinopteri; Labriformes; Labridae. The record is from the annotation of a GenBank genome assembly.
CAGAUACCCAUCAGCAGUUGGCUCUGGCAGGACAGCCGAGCCCGAACGCUCCUCACGUGCGGAUGUGCCAUCUCGCGCUGACAUCUCGAGAGUUUUCAUUUCACACCAGUUUGACCACGCAGCGUGGAAGCUUUAAGGGGAAAUGGAGAGGAAUUUCAUGAGGGGAGAACUUGGAUAUUUACAGCUUUAAGUUUGAAAAGUGGACCUGUCCCCGUGCUGGACGUGGACAGUCAGCUCUGCCCUGUUGGACAUGUUCUCACCUGCUCGUGGGACUUUAACUCCUGGUUCUUGACUAACCGGAGCCCCACGUUCCGUCACCUGGAGUGAAGCUGCAGGAUGAGACGAGGGGAGGAGGAGGACUCGGACAUCACGUUACCGUUUGUGCCGACGGCGUGAUUUACAGUUUGAUUCCACCAUGGAGGAGAAGUUCAACAGACUCAUCUUCAUCCCCAUUGCGGCGGUGCUCUUCUUCAUGAUUGGCUACCAGUAUGUGUGCCCGUCGGACAGCAACACCUGCUACUUCAGAAGUGACGAGAAAGGGCUUUUCCAGCGCUAUUCAUCCGGGUAUGAGCUACUUUACGCAGAGCCGGAGGCGGACGAGGACCUUCCCUCCAAAAUCUCGUCCAAAUUCAACUUCACGGAGCGGGAUCUGGACCGGAACGUGGACUUCAACAUCCGAGGGGACGAUGUGAUGGUGUUUCUCCACAUUCAGAAGACCGGCGGGACGACGUUUGGGCGGCACCUGGUCAAGAACAUCCAGCUGGAGCAGCCCUGCGACUGCAUGCCGGGCCAGAGAAAAUGCACCUGUCACCGGCCGGGGAAAGCCGAGUCGUGGCUCUUCUCCAGGUUCUCCACGGGCUGGAGUUGCGGGUUGCACGCGGACUGGACCGAGCUCACGAGCUGUGUGCCCGUGGUGAUGAACAAGAGGGACAAGAAGAAUGCGCAAAAGAGCAAAAGGUGAGGUGGAGAGCAGGACAGGUGAAGUCUGAGGGGGAAAAAAACAACACUUAUUUUCCUGUUCAACAAUUCACCCUCUCAUUUACUCAUUUGUUUCUUCAUGAACUCAUUAACUCUUGAGUUUCAAGUCUCUCACACCCCCCACUAACUUAUUCAGAUCACUCUCUCAUCCUUUCACUCAUACUCAUACUUACUCACUCAUACAUUUACUUCUUAAGCCAUUUCCUCACUCAUUCAUCUAAUUUCAUCCUUCCUCACUCAUUCUCCCUUACAUCUUCAUUCACCGUCACCCUUUCAAUCAUUCACUCACUCAUUCACAUUACAAAUAUAUUCCAUAAUGUGCUCUCUCAUCAAUAUAUUCACUCAUUCAUACUCUCAGGAAUUAACAUUUCAUUUAUUCACAUCCUCCUUAACAUAUUCAUUUACUCAUCCCUCACCUCAAGACUUAUUCAACAACUUGCUUGCACACUCAUGCACUCGCUCUUUCAUUAACCCAUUCACUCACUCACUAACCUUUGCACAGUUAUUCGCUCACUCACUCAUUCACAUCAUAACUUAGCAACAAUGAACAAAAUCAUUUACUCAUUGACUCUCACUCACUCACAAACCCAGGAGUAAAAUCAUUCACUCAGUCACUCACUCCCCAGCAACUAAAUGACUCACCCACUCACUCAUCCAUCUAUGAACAUAUACAUUUGCUCACUCUUUCACUUGCUAACCCAUGAAAAAACACUCACUCACUCAUUCGCAUCCCUUCACUCACUUUUUCACACCUUCAUUAAAAUAUUUAUUCAUUCAGUCACCCAUAAUGUGUUCUCUCAUUGAUAUAUUCACUCAUUCAUACUCACAUUCAUUUAUUUACUUCCUCAUAAACAUAUUCAUUUACUCAUCCCUCACCUAAUAACUUAUUCACCAACUUGUUACACACUCAUUCACUCACUCUCUCACUAACCCAUUCACUCAGUUAGUCACUCAACGGUGAACAGAAUUAUUCUCUCAAUCACUCAUUCACAUCAUAACUGAGCAACAAUGAACAAAAUCUUUCACUCAUUGACUCUCAUUCACUCACUCUCUUACUAAUCCAUUCACUCACUCACCACGUCACUCACCUGUGAACAGAAUUAUUACUCUCUCACUCAUUCACAUCAUAACGAAGUAACAAUGAACGAAAUCAUCCGCUUAUUGACUCUUGAUCACUCACUAACUCACUAACCCACAAGUAAAAUCCUUCAUUCAGUCACUCAUCAAGAGACUUAAUUACAAACCCACUCACUCAUACAUCUAUAACUAUACUCACUCACUCACUCACUCACUCACUCACUCACUCACUCACUCACUCACUCACCCGUAUUUGUAGUUAGUUUCUCAUUGCUUUAGUUGAUCAUUUACUCAUUCAUUCACUCACUAACCCAGAAACUAAAUCACUCUCUCUCACUCACUCACUCACUCACUCACUCACUCACUCACUCACUCACUCACUCACUCACUCACUCACUCACUCACUCACUCAUCUAUCUAUGAACAUAACCAUUUGCUCACUCUCUCACUUGCUAACCCAUGAAAAAACACUCACUCACUCACUCACUCACUCACUCACUCACCCAUCUCUUUUACUGCUAACCCGUGAAAAAACACUCACUCACUCACUCACUCACUCACUCACUCACUCACUCACUCACUCACUCACUCACUCACUCACUCACAGUGCCCUAGUUAAUCAAUCACUCAUUCAUUCAUUCACUCAUUCAUUCACUCACUCACUUACUUAUUCACCCGUUCAUCUGUUUAAUCCACUCUCUCUAUAUUACACUGUGAUUCCAUGAUAAAUCAGGUGUUUUUGGGUCCUUCUCUGUGACCUGGUUUAAACUGAGUACCUGCAGGUUCUUCACAGUUUUAACAAUGAUAUAAAAAAACUUGUUCGACUGAUUCGGUCUGCCGCCGAAAUAUGUGUUACUUACAAACGUCUCUCCAGCCUGCAAAAGCAGCAGGUGGGUUAAGUCAUUAGGUUUACUUACCUCAAGGCACUAAGUCAAAGGUAAGAGGAUUUCAGAACAAUGUAGGUUGUGACACCAAUUUCUCCCUGGCUCUCAAUUACCUCUCGGUCGAGUCACGCCAAGCGUAUGUGCCCUUAUUGGCAUGUAAUGUGGAGCUGUUUAAAGCUGCCGUGUUAACAGCCUCACCACAUGGCGUGUCAACACCAGCAGCUGUGUCUUCCAGCACAUUGAGAUGGACCGCGUCCACGUCUGAGGGUCUGUUUCAAUUUCCUGUAAUUACAGAACAAAGCUUAAGGAGGUAAAUCACUUAAGAAGGCAGGGGUCCUCUGAGGUGUGCCGCCUGUGCGUUGAAGCCAAUUUACCUUACAAUUUGGUUCAGAGUGCAAAUCUCCAUAUGCUACCCAGAGCGCUAAAGGGGGUCGACUAGGACUGGUGGGGGUGAGGGGUGCCUCCAAGAAUCCUUCCAAUCCAUUUACCGUCCUCUGUGGCAGCCAUCAGACUUAAUUUAAUGCUUUUAAAUAAUUUUGAUGUGGUGCCUCCGAGCCAGAUCAGCACUGUGAGUGAAUCAACAACACUCCAGUCAACACUUGUCAGCUCAAUAUAAUAGUCAGUGGAAACUCAGCACUCAUUAACGUUGGCACUUUGCUGCGUCUUAGACUGGCUGCAGACAUAAUUUAGCUUAAUUUCUUUCAAAGUUGGGACAAAAUGUGUGCUGCGCAGCAAUUUUCCCACUUCUAAGUGUCAAUUUUUACUAAUUAUUUUGACAGGAAAAGCAAUGAUUCCCACUAACAGCGCUAAUGAGUGGUGAAUAAACUCCUGUGGGGGCUGACUUACAGAGAUUUCUAUUGCAAACCAGAGAAUAGCCACGAUAACAUGAUACUGCACCGAGCAAUCCUGAAAAGUGCUCGCAGUUAAUGUGAUACUGGAUUGAUCCCUGUAGGGAGAUACUCUCUGCAGCCCCUCCAUAGAGAGUGGGGGGGGGGUCUCACUGUCUUUCUCAAGGACACUGCUGCACAAAAGAAAUGCACAUUUCUUUAAAGCUCCAGUAAGGAGUUUUUUUUCUGGGUAUGAAACAGGAUAAAAUGACCUCUGAGUGACCUACAACAGCAAACAAGACUGAUUAUAUACUGCAAUUCUUACGUUUAAAACCUCUGCUGUGAAGGUGGUAGGUGGUAGGAUUUUUUUAGGCUUGGACAUUAGCAGAAAGAUGAGAAGUAUCACUCUGUCCAUGUGGGGGCGCCAGAAUCAGCACCAACUGAAGGUUCCCAACAGGAGCUUUAACAUGAGUAUUAUCUUUUUUUAAUAAUCCUAAACAUUGUAACACUUUGUUACCGUUUUUCUUUUUGUGUGCUUAUGCAGAUAUAGGCGCUGAUAGCAACACUAUUAUCUAGACUCCAAUAUUUUUUUUCUGCGAAUGCUAACAGCUAAAAGAAACUAAGCUAUGCUAGCUUUAUAGGGACAAAGGCUGGUACUGUGUGUGUUAGACAGGCCAGCGAUAAUGAUUCUAACUCUGGUAUUAAAGACCAAUGAAAAUCAUUUUUUCCAUAGAUGUUAGGCUGCAAGCUAACUCAAGCAGAAGUGUGCAGAGCAGCGCUGUCUCCGCCCAAAAUGACACAAGAAAUGUGAUUUUUGGUAAAAACUUCAUAAUCAAAACUUAAAGACCACUGAGAACACUUUCAGUAAUUAAAAAAAACAACCGCGGUGGGACUUAAAUGUAACAUUUGAUAGCCGCAACUGCGUUAUACUCUAUGCUAGCAGCCUACUUUUGUUGUUUACUACUCUGAAAAAGUAGAUGUUAAUGAUUUGAACCCAAACCAUAGUUUUCCUGACUUUAAAGCUCCUGCUGCAAAUUCGGAGGAGGUCAUGGAACAGACAGAAAUUAAAGUUUAUGUUAUUAUUUCGUCGUCAAAAAAUGCGAAUAAGACCAUAAACACGAAGUUUGAAGUUUUUUUACAGCAAACAUUUCCAGUAAGAUAGCAAGAGGGCCUUUUGGCGCGAGUACUACGUCGUUGACAUUAUCAACAUCAAACUUAAAGUUCCUCACAGCAGCUUUAAAAAACAGUUAAAUGUGUAGUUGAAAGCAUAUUUAUUGCUACAGUUUUGCUACAUUGUGCUGUCAUUUAGUUCAGAUCUGUGAUUGGUAGUUAUCGAGUUGAGAGCGCUAACUAAUGUCACACUAGGAGCUAUUUUCGGGUGUACUUUGCAGUACCAUAUGGUGGUUAUAUAGUGGAUUUCAUCUGUUAUUAGCUUCAGAACAACUUUAAUUCUAAUGCUUCAGCUCCUGCAGGAUUUAUGAUUGAAGUCUUGUUCAGCUGUCAACUCUGACCAGAAGAAGGAUAUAUUUUUCAGAAGCAGGUAUCAAUUGAAGCCAAAUGCACCGUGACUCACAACUCGUUCUAUACCUGUGAAUUUCGUAGACAAGCUGUGAGUCACAACUCGCUCAACAGCCACAAAUCUGUCACAAGAAGUUCUCAUUUCCCCGUAUAAUGCCUGGUUGAUUUUCUGUCCACACACAUUACUUUCCUCUGGCAAUAGACAAACUAUUAAGCGAAACCGUCUUGUCGUUUUCGAUUAAAACCGCCAGAUAAAGUCCUCUGAGCGACUUAUUCACCCGAUGAUGUGUUGCCACGAGGUUUCAUGUUGCGAUUUUAUCAGAUCUGAAAGGCUCCUGUCCUGUCACUUUGGGGGAUGUUGUCUCGCUGUGAUGGACUGUGAUGCAUGCAGCGAUGGCAGCAGAGGGAGUUGAAGUGAGGUGGUGCAUGUGUGGGUCAGCUUAACGCGAUACUUAACUCUGUCGGAUCGCUCUGCUCUGGAUUUGUUUGGUUUUCAGCUUUGAUCCCUCUGUUUCGAGGAGGAGUUAAGAGAGGUUAAAGAGAAUUAUCGUUGUUCUCCCAAUACACCGUGUACAUAAUCCUUUUUGCAUUUUACUGUACUCCUACCCAAAGUUUAGACAUAAUCACUGAGAGCAUUUUCUAAAAAGCCGAACGAUUUCAUGCGCUUAUAAAACACUCAAAUCUUUAUUCCCAGUCUGAUUGCGAAAGACGGAACAGCAUGUUGAUAUCGAGCGAUGACUCUCGUCUUAUACAAGUCCCAUAUAGCAAUGGGAAUGUAGACAGUCAGGGAUCAAACAUCAUGGGAGUGGAUGACGCCCACACCUUUCUUCAGGCUACAUCCUGCCGGGUGUGAUGUAGUUUGCAGAGAGAGUCUUAUCUCAGCCCUCUCAGACUCUGGUUCACUCUUUGAGCAGAUUUUAUAACUUAGUCCACCAGACAAAUCCCUCAACUUUGAGAUAUUUUAGAUUGUAAACUCCUCACCACACUGACCUGGCAUGAAAAUAAAUGUAACUAGAAACAAACAGAUGGUGGUGCAUUAUUAAUUCUUCAAAACCCAAUAUUGUGUGUCCCUAUUUCUGCAUCUACAUUCAAGUUGUUUAGUAUGCACCUCACACACAGAGACCAUACUCUGUGUUGCUGUGGCCACUGCUACAACCCACAACUGUAUGUCUUCCCCAUUCUCCACACAUCUCUUCAGCUAUUCUAUCAAACAAAGACAAAAAGGCCCAAAAAAAUGGGGCUCGACUUGGGGAUAUCGGCCUUUGCUGAUUAUUGGGCUGAUAGCUGGUAUUUGAUCGUUUAUCUGCAUUGGUCUAAAUUCUGAUUUUGACAAUUUUUCCUGCUGAUGGAUAAUGGGGCCCAAGUAUUUGUCUCAGAAACUACUUGUGGUAUCAGUACUGGCUAUGAAAAACCAAUAUCAGUCGCCCCCACGGACACAAUUUGUGGGGGGGAACAGGGGACACGUUCAACCGUCUGAAAACAAUGCUAAUUUGCACUAUAGCAAACGGAUACACGUCAGGCGCUAGGACCAAACAGCCACUCAAGCCGAAAACUGGUUUCCCUUGGUUUGGACCACCCAAAAGGUUGGCAAAAGGUUGGCUCUGGCACAAGGCCACUUUUUGUGUGUGAUUGGCUAUCCCUGCUGUCAGUCAAUCCAUGCCCGCCGGACUAGUGUUUUGCAAGUUGCUCUUAGAGUCAGUCCGUGAACAUCGCUAUUUGCCGAUGUAAGUUUACAGGAGGGUGGCGUUCAUUUUCCCUCCAUAAAAAUUGGUCCAGAUUAUUGGCCUCAUGAAUUACUUAUAUUCAUUAUUAGUAUAAACCUCAAAAAAACAAUGUUCGUCGCCCCCUAUUGAUAUUGGUCCAGAUUAUUGGCCUUGUGAACUACUUAUCAAUCAUUAAUUGGCAUUAUUGGUAUUAACCUUUUAAAACCAAUAUUAGUCAACCCCAUGAAUAUUGGUCCAGAUUAUUGGCCUCAGGAAAUACUUAUAAUCAUUUUGGUAUUAGCCAUUUAACACCGAUAUUAGUCGCCCAUUAUGAAUAUUGGUCCAGAUUAUUUGCCUCAUGAAAUACUUAUAUUCAUUAUUGGUUUUGUUAUUGAAAAACCAAUAUCAGUCACCCCCUGUGAGUAUUUGUCCAGGUUACUGGCCUCAUGGACUACUUAAAUUGAUUAUUGGUAUUAGGCUUUCAAAACCAAUAUCAGUUGCCCCCUAUGAAUAUUGGUCACAAAUAUUGGUCUCAUGAACUACUUAUAUUCAUUUUUUUUUUUUUAAUUGAAAAACCAAUAUUAGUCGCCCUCUAUGAAUAUUGGUCCAGAUUAUUGGCCUCAUGAUCUACUUUUAUUCAUUAUUGGUAUUGUUAUUGGAAAUCUAAUAUUAGCCGCCCUCUUUGAAUAUUGGUCCCAAAUAUCGGUCUCAUGAACUCCUUAUACUCAGCAUCAGCAGUGGUAUCGGCCUUGAAGAACCUAUAUUGGUCUAUCCCUACAAGUAUAACUGUAAAACCACUGUUCUUUCUCAUAGUUCAGUGCACAGAUGCACAGAAACUGCCUCGUUUCUAAAUUCAUUACACAGCAACACUUAAUGAAAACAUCCACAUUUAGCAACAUUUGUUGAGUGCUAUCCUGCUGAUUCUGAAUUAAGAAGCAUCUGUCUGCUGCAAACCUUGACGUCACCUCUCUCCUACACAAUGCACAGGUGUAAAAAAACAAAGACGAAGAAAUUCACAUACGAGAGAUUGACUUAAAUUAACAGGGGGACAUUAUUAUACUUACAAAUAUAUUUUAUUUGAAAGGUAUGUAUUAUGUAUUACUUUUUCAAGUGUAUUCAAAGUGCAGGAAAAGAAACUGAUAACUGAGUGGCUCCUUGGUUACCAGAAGAACUUGCAUGGCAACUAGUUACAGUUUUGUUCAGGCUCAGCUUGUGCCGAGCUCUGGGACUUGCCGGCAUCUUUUUCAAAUCGGCAGGGUGAGUUAAAUUUAGCUCUCCAACAGACUGGUGGUCAUAAUUAAGGGAAGCCAUAAUGAGAUUUGUAAUUCACCUCAUGUUGGUUUUUCCUCUCUUUGCACCUUCCUUUAUCCUUUCAAACCUGUCUUAACACACAUACGCGCCGCCCGCCCUCCUUAUGUCCCUCCUCACGCGCACAAACUUAAGUAAACAGUACGUGGAAGGUUAAAGUUGUUCUUGAUAGGCGCACCGCUGGUCAGAGGCUCCUGCAGGAGUUCGCUCGCAGCGUGAGACUAAAGCGUUCACAUCGCAGCAGGAUGUAAAACUGCUGUAAGGCCAGACGUCAAGCCUGCUUCAAUUGCAGGGCUGUCCUGUUCGUCCUCGACAGCCAGCGUCACACUGAGCAGUCAGAGAGUGUAACCUUAUUACCGACCUCAUUAUUUCAGAUUAGUGCAGAGAAUGCAGUCUGGCCAAAACACAGAUCCGCCUGAGUCCAAUUAGCCCAGUUCAUUUUGGAUCCAGUUAAGGUGGUUUUAGCUAUUAAUUUGGCAUCAACACCUAAUAUGAUGAGGAUAAUGACACCAAGGGCAUUCAGAUAUGCAAAACUAUGCAGGAAGUUGACAGGGUUUUGUCGUCAAAACAGGAGGAAACUAUUGUGUAUGUUUCUUUUAUUCCUCUUAAAUUUGAUUUACUUUAGUGCCUCAUAUGUGAGGAAACACCCGGUUGCAAGUUUUGACAUUAAUCUCCCCUUAGAGUAACAGAGAGUCAGUUUAAAUCCUCAGCCAAAGUGAGUGCAGAGAUUUUAGAGGAGGGUGUAUAUUGUUGUGGAAAUGGGUUUGAGUUUGAAGUUGAGUGUAUUUCUCAAAUGCUUAAGGCAUAAUACUGCCCUUUAACUGCCAACGCUGCUUUUGAGUGCACUGUCACUCUCUGCGCUUACACAUCAAGUUAUUUCAAGCUGCUGACAACCACACAUUGUUAUGAAAAAAGUGAAUGUGACAAAAACGCAGAUUGUCAAAAAUAUGUGACCCUCGGUGGCCGGAAAUCAUUCAAACGGCUCCCAGUGGAUCUGUGAUGUCUCAGAGUGAGACUUUUAAGGUAGAAAAUAGCACAUUCUUGCUCAAACUAAUGAGAAUUUGAAUUGAUAAAGCAUUAAAUGUGCCCUUUAUCUAUUCAAAACACUCACAGGUUUAGCUGGAUUGAUCUAUAAUGAGCAGUGUGGUGGCUAAAUGUUAGAUUUUGUCAGCAAAGGUUACGUAAACGCCUCUUUGAAAAUGUCACUUUUAAGUUAGUUUAUCGACUUUGUGAGUAUUCUCGACAUAAAAGGUGUUCACAGACAAAAACCAAUACAGGAAGUGGCCUCUGGAGAAAUGGGGAAUAUGGAUGAAGAUGUUAUAAUUAUCGUCAGCACAUAUUUUUGUUUCCCUGAAAAUAUUAUGUAUCUUACGUUUUGUUUUAAGGGUCGACUGUUAGCGGCUUUUCACGGUCGAUAGUGAUGCCAACUAUGAGCUGUUCAUUAGAUCGGUGCUAGGGACCGAUAUCCAUUGACAGUAAAAUUAAGGCUAUUACAGAUAUUGAUCAAGCUCUACAAAUGUUGGUGCCAAAUAUCAGUCUAAUUAACUACAUAUACUUGGGAUCAGUAUCAGCCUUGAUAAAUCAAUAUCUGUGAAACCUUACAAAUAUUGGUUCCAAAUAUCAGUCUCAUUAAUGACUUAUACCCAGUAAUGGUUUAAGUAUUGGGUUUAAAACCAGUAUCAGUCGACCCCUACAAAUAUUGGUCCCAAAUAGUGUCCUUAUGAACCACUUAUAAUCUGUAUCAAAAGUGGUAUGGCAUUAAGAAACCAAUAUCUGUCAACCCAACAAAUAUUGGUCCCAAAUAUCAGUCUAAUUGACCACUUAUACUUGGAAUCAGUGUCAUCCUUAAAAAAUCAAUAUCUGUCAAACCUAACAUAUAUUGGUCCCAGAUAUCAGUUUCAGUAACUAUUUAUACCCAGUAAUUGUUUUAGUACUGGCCUAAAAACCAAUAUCAGUCGACCCCUACAAAUAUUGGUCCCAAAUAGUGUCCUCAUGAACUACUUGUACUCUGUGAUUGUUUUAGUAUUGACCUUAAAACCAAUAUUGGUGAACCCAAAAAAGUAUUGGUCCCAAAUAUCAGUCUAAUGGACCACUUAUACUUGGGAUCAGUUUCAGCCUUGAAAAAUCAAUAUCUGUCAAAUCUAAUUUAUGUUGGUCCCAAAUAUUAGUCUCAUUAACUACUUAUACCCAGUAAUGGUUUAAGUACUGGGUUCAAAACCAAUAUUAGUCAACCACUACAAAUAUUGGUCCCAAAUAGUGUCUUAGUGCCAAUACCAAGUAUCGGCCCUGAUAAUUGGCCAUGGUAGAUAAUCGAUUAACUCCUUAUUAUCCCAUUCAUUUUUGAAGAUUGAGGAGUAGUAGCCAGUUUCUGAAUUGGAGAUGUAGCAUGGUAUAGUAUCUGCAGAUAAUACUGUGAAAAGUUCUCUAUCAAUAUUGGCAUAUAUGGCAAUUUCUGCUGCGAUAUCAUCAAAACAGCUGUCACAAUAAGAGUAUUUGGUCAGUUCUAUCACAGGAGAGACUUGUUGUUCUGUUCGCUAAAAAAGGAUGGGUAAAUAUCGGUAUUGAUAUCGGUCACAGCCUAAAUGAGUAUGAAAAUAUUAGCAUGUGCACCACCAAUCUGAAUCAGUAUCAGAUAGUAAAAAUUAAAUAUUGGUAUCUUGACAUAUUUUGCUGCAACAGUCCUGUUAGGAAGAUACAUUCACCUCUUUGAUAUCACUACCAGCCUAAAAAUCACUCAGCUUCACUUUUUAAAAAUUUCCAAACAAUAAAAGAACCAAAAGUUUCCAAACUUGUGCUGGAUUCUGUAAAUCUCACACUCACCGCCUCACCACAGAGGAGACAGUUCAAAACUCACUGAAGUCCUGAUUCGUCACCUCCGGUGGGUGGUGGACUAUACGUACAGUACCUGACACUAGAGUUUUAUUUUUGGCAGUGGGUGAAUGUGCAGGUCUGCUGGGAGAUCCUAUGCAGCAGCCUGAUGUUGAGAUGUGGGCUGAUAAAGCAGGAAAAUCUCUGCCAGUAAUUUUAGUUUCCGGGAGAGCUUCUACCUCGGUGGAGCGGAAGGAGGCGGCGACAUCAAAUGUUUGGCGUGAUUGUAGGUGUAGAAGCAACAUGUGCUGCUCUAAGCCUUUCGAUGACGUCGGGAUGAUAAUAUUAGUGAUUACACAGAACAGAGAGCCAAUCUACCUCUAAAGUUCACCAGGAGGGAGAACUCACUCUAAGGGAAUUUGCUUUAAAUGAAAUAUUGACGUUGAUAUCAAAAUCACUUGAAGCAGCAGGUUUUUAUUGAUCCUUUAAAAUGAGCUUCAUCAGUAGAUGAAACAAUGAUACUCGCAUAGACAUUUUGAGAUACUAUUGCUGAGCUCGCCAGAUUCAACUUAGAAACUGGGUCAAAGAAUGAGUAAGUUUCGAGUUAGUUUCAGGUUGGAUCGGGGACAGUAGCUUCCUGCAUUGUGGGCGUUUCUUGAUGAGCAGACAUUUAUAAAUGAGAGGCGGUCAUUUUUUUCACAUUAUCUCAGGCAUAAAAAAGAAAGUCCCCCAAACUACUCCCAGACCAAUAUUUCUCAUUUAGUCUCACUUUUACUCUUUUACUUUCUGGUAACAUGACAUUUCUUGGCUUUAAAAGUGACACCUCUUUCCUCAUUAACUUUUACUUUGCACAGAAAGCAGGAAACGGCUUUUUAACUCCAGGAAGCAAUUAACACAUCCUGCUGCAAUAAUUUGCAUAUUGCACUGCACUUACAUGCAUCACACCCUGGCUGCAGCGGUGGAUGAACAGUUGUUAUGAUUCUUAGUCAAAAUACACAGUCAAAGAAUAGACUUCAAGCAUCGACAUAUGACAGAAUUCAUUAACUAAAGUCACUCUUUUCAAUAACUUUGGCCGGUUUUAGGCGGAAACAGUAAGACACUGCGCUUUUGAAGACAACUUUUCCCCCUCAACUGUUAAAAUCACAGAUAAGGCCUCACUGACGUCACCUAAUCGUUUCCGAGGAGCUGCCAUGAAGCCCCACGACGGUGCUCGCCACCUCAGAAAUGAUGACUCAGCCUUGACUUUUGAUCAAUCCAAGCGCAAGCAAAGAGGUGAGCUCGGGUGGAUCUUAGAACGCCUGGCAAAAACUCUAAUGCGCCCAACUGUCAAUCAACUCAGCUACUAAAUGUGCAAAUUUAUGCAUAACUCCCAUGUCAUGUUUCCAGUGUGUGACUGGUGUCUUGAUAUUCAGAGAUGUACAGAUUAUGUUUCUAUUGAUGUCAAGACACCUGAUCAAAACCUCCAUCCAUGCUCCUCGGAUCAGUGUCAGCAGGGAAUGAAUUCAUCAAAAGGAAAACUCUGGCUCCCAAUAUUAGGGAAGAUAUCAAACUCAGUAUUAAAGUAUCAAUAUCAGUAUCUGUUUGAUGCCAAAUGAGUUUGAAACAAUUAGUGAAUUGGAGGGGAGGUGAAAAGGUACAUAAACCGUGUUUACUAUCAAUAUUUUUAACACUAUCUGUUUCAGUAUCAGUGGCAUUAUCUUUAUCAGUAUCAGCAACUUAAUCAGUAUUGGUCUAUCAGUAUCAGCAUCUUUGUCAGUGUGGGUAUAAGUAUUGUUUUCAGUUUCUCAAACUAUAUUGUGAUUAGUAUCCCAAUCUAUAUUGUGAUCAGUAUAUUUAUCAGCAGCAGUAUCAGUAACAGUAAAAGUAUCAGUGCUAGUACCUUAAUAAGUAGUUAAAGCAUUUAUAUCAGUAUUGAUAUCAGUAUCUGAAUCAUUUUUGGUAUCAGAAUCAGUAUUUACAUGAAUAUCAGCAUUCUUGUCAGUAUUGGUAUUAGUAUUAUUAUUAGUAUCAGUAUCUUUAACAGUACUGGUAUUGGUAGGGAUAUCUGUAUAUUCAUCAGUAUCUGUACGAUUAUGGGUAUUAGUGUUAUUUCCAGUAACAGUAUCGGUAUAUUUUUUAUCAGAAUCUGUACUGGUAUAGGUACCAUUAUAUUUAUCAGCAUUGGUAUUAGUAUCUUGAACAGUAUUGGUAUCAGUAUAUUUAUUAGUACUGAUAUCAGUAUCUUUAACAGUGCUGGUAUUGGUGGGGGUAUCUGUAUAUUCAUCAGUAUCUGUACUAAUAUGGGUAUUAGUGUUAUUUCCAGUAACAGCUUCGGUAUUUUUUUAUCAGUAUCUGUACUUGUAUUGGUAUCAGUAUCUUUUACAGUAUUGGUAUCAGUAGAUCUAUUAAUAUUGGUAUCAGUAUCAGUAUCUUUAACAGUACUGGUAUUGGUAGGGGUAUCUGUUUCUUCAUCAGUAGCUGUACUAUUAUGGGUAUCAGUAUUGUUUCCAGUAACAGUAUCAGUAUUUUUUAUCAGUAUCUGUACUUGUAUUGUCAUCAGUUUAUUUAUCAGCAUUGGCAUUUGUAUCUUUAACUGUAUUGAUAUCAGUAUAUUUAUUAGUAUUGGCAUCACAAUUUUUAACAGUUCUGGUUUUAAUAGUAGUAUCUGUAUAUCAUCGGUAUCUGUACUAUUUUUGGUAUCAGUAUUAUUUCUAGUAACAGUGUCAGUAUUUUUUUAUUAGUAUCUGUACUUGUAUAGGUGUCAGUAUAUUUAUCAGCAUUCGUAUCAGUAUCUGUAACAGUAUUGAUAUCAGUAUAUCUAUUAGUAUUGGUAUCAUUAUCUUUAACUGUAUUGGUAUUGGUAAAAGGUAUCUGUAUCUUCAUCAGUACCUGUACUAUUAUGGUAUCAGAAUUUUUUCUAGUAUCAGUGUUUUUUUAAUGAGUAUCUGCACUUGUAUAGGUAUCAGUAUCUUUAACAGCAUUGGUAUCAGUAUCCGUGUGACUUGGUUAGCGUCAGUCGCUGUUUUGGCCUCAUUUGAUCAAAAAAUAUCAUCAUUUUUAAAAGUCCAACACUGUGCACUCUCCAUGUUUAAUAUCACCUUCUAGAUAUAAUAAAACUGUAACUGAAAAUAUCCUGACAGAAGAAGAAAACUAGCUGUAAAAGUAACCAGAUGGGGUGAGAAACAGUCGAGGUGCACCGAAUGGGAAAUUCUUCACUCAGUUUUUUUAGGCAUCAGAGGAAAAUCACCAGGAUUGAACACCUUGUUCUAACACAUCACUGUCAUGUUGUCUCUGCGAAAUCUCCCCUGAGUGCACGCCCUUUAUGACAGCGAGCAGUGUCUUCUAUUCUUGUGAGAAAUGUGAGAUUUUCAGAGGAUCUUGGUAAUCUCUACACUCCUUAGGGGGAUUAGGGACGGUCGAAGACAGGUUUUAUUAUACUAGGAAGGAGGAAGGAGGGGCGGGGGGAUUUAAUCUGGAAGUCCGGAUUUAUUCAGAAACCUGUCGACUGGAUUGAAGAAUCUGUUUGACGAAACUGUUGAUUUUGUCAAGAGAGGGAAAACAUCAAGAAGAAAAUCAUGAAAUAAUGCUCUUCAGCUGAGUUAAACGUUGAUGUAUGUUGGAUUUUUUUAAAGCAAGACUAGCACAUCUGUGUGAUCUGGCACUCUGCUCCUUAUAUUUUAAUCCUUUUGUGAUUCUCAGAGAGGUAAUUUCGGGCUGUGAAUCACUCACUCCCUCAAAGGCCGACAAGACAACACUCAAACGCAGAGCAUUCACAUAUCACUGAAAAUAUAUAUCCUUUAGAAAUGCCUGCGGUUUGUGUGGGUAAAUGUGACCUUUGCGGAGUGCAGUCUACGAUUCAUCCUUUCCAUAUCUACAUGGACCUAGAAGACGGGCUGACACCUCACAAAGCUGCAAAGAUUAAGAUGUCAAGCAAAGGUUAAGGCUAAGACGCUAAAGCUACUAAAGCCGCGCACGCCAGGUUGUUGUGUGCGUGGAUGGCCUUGACGCCUCGCCCAUCGUGGGUGUAUUCAAAGCCUAAAGGAACUCUUGGAAAACGCGACCGCGUAUAUACAUCGCACUUCCGUUUGAACCCUGAAACGCUCUGCUUAAUUUGGUUUGUUUAAGCUGCAGUUUUUCUCACAGUCUGUCACCUACUUUUCAGCUCCACCACUUCUUCACACCCUCGCCUGCCCGAACGACUCGUCUUUUCUGGAAGCGUUCUUGGCUCUCUCGUCUCCACACCACCAUCCCUGGGGCUUUUCCUUUAUUGCCUAAAAUAGCAUCUCAUAUCUGCGACCGAUGAAGAUCACCGUGCAGCUCCGAGUCUCAUCAUUUCUCUCCUCUCUCAGUCUGCUCCUCAGUCUCAGUGUGAUUUAUGGAGCAGUGGAAGCUGCCGAUACUCCCUACGACUGUUUUAAAGAGGAGCAGGGCGCCGUGACGGAUCAUUUAGAGCUGAAAGACAGUGUUGUGGUGUACUUUUUAAUAUGUGUAUGUGCGACUGCUUGUUGGAUAGUGAUCUUACCAGGCACAGAUGGGGACGGGGAUCAUCUUCCCUGUAAUUGGCAGACAAAGAUUGAAUUAGUACGAGCUAGAGAGAGAGAGAGAGAGAGAAUCAAAUGAGUGGAAAUGGAUCCCGCUUGACCCCGUGGUCUGGAUACUGAUGAGAUGAGUCCACCUCAGCUCAUCUUGAUAACGUCCCCCCCUGCUGUUACUGAGAUUUGUGCUUUACUCCUUUAAUAUCCGACCACAUUCCUCUUUUAUAUUCCAUCAUUUCGUGUCUAAUUUCGCCUUUUGUCAUUUGGAGUUGCGCCCCGCUGCUGCAGCUCUUCCCAUUUCCUACGCCUGUGCGUCUGUGGUCACCGAUUCACCCACUGUCAAGCUGGCCGAAGCUGGAAAUUGAACCUCGCCAGCAUUUAAUCUUGUUUGCCAAAUGUAGUGUUUUCAACAAAAUCCUUUCUGGCCUAAAGGCCGAAUUUCCUCCCUGUGGAGGACGCAUUAACUACCGAUGACAUAGUCUUUUCAAGUCAACUUUGGUUAAUUUCCUCUCCUUUAAAGCCUUUUACACAUUUUUCUAUCAUAUUUACGAUUUAUCACAAAAGAAGAAAAAUACACUCAUAAUCUUAGGGGAAAAACAUCCACAGUUAAAGCUCCUGUAAGGGACUUUGUUUUGUCAGAUAUGGCGCCCCCCUGUGGACAAAGCUUACGUUGUUUUCACAGUCAAAUAUACCUCUACUUUUGCAUAUCUUGUUGUAGAGGAAUAAAAGAAAAGGUUCUUCUUCACUUUGCUUUAAAACAUCUCGUCUCACCAACCCCUCACCCAAGUUAUCCGCUCCUAAAAUUACACUUCCUGUCACCGUGUGAACACAAAACAAAAGGGAGGACCCACCUGCAGAACUUAAAAAGAUUUAUCAAAGCAAAUAAUUCGACUCCAACAAAAACUCAAACGGAAAAACACAAGAAGCAAAAAAUCAGGAGGGAAGACACAGAGGGAAGGCUACACUGGGUAUAAACAGACAGGGUAACGAGUAACGAGAGGCAGGUGAGACACCAGAGCUGCGUCCGAAUUGCCAAGUAGUAGUCGAAGUAGUAGUCGAAGUAGUAUCUAGCAUGUCCGAAUUGGCCACCGGAGCGAGUAGCAUGCUACUUCAGAUACUACUUCAGAUGCUAGACACGCCCACAUUGUAGGUUGGUCUCGGUGCAUCCUACGGGCAUGCUACUGACCCAAAAUGCACCGCGGGCUUCUUCUUCGUCCUCUUAAAAGUUGUAGAAGCGCAUGUGAUGCUAGCGCCACCAGCUGCUCUGCCUAUUUAAAAGUGUCGCGAACGCCGGCUGGCCACAACAGCGCGCACCAUGUCGGAGCAGCAGCAGCAGCAGGCAGGACCGCAGCAGUACAGAUGUAAGUUUCAUGUAACUUCACACACUGUCCUAAAAAAUGUGCGGUUGUAUCUCUUUGUCAUGUCAUGGUGUCAUAUUUGCCCAAGUAAUCAUUUUAUGAGCAAGUGGCGACAUCAUGGAGGUAAAGCUCACUUAUUCCAUCAUUAAACUGCACAGCUGCAGUACUACAGCCAGGCCCGCAGAUGAGGGGCUUCAGUUACCACUGUCUGCACGGGCGCAGUACCUACUCUCUGCCUGCGGGGGUCGUCUUUCCCCACCGCUCGUCUAGUGUGUCCGAAUUGGGCCAACGUUUUUAGUAUGUAGGAGUAGGAUCUAGCAGUAGUAUGUAGCAGUAGCAUGUAGUAUCCGAGCGGGCAGUUCGGACGCAGCACAGGACACAGGUGGAGACAAUCACUGAGGAGGGAAAACACAGGAAGUAAAACUAGACAUGACAAACAGAGAUCAACUAUUACAAAAUAAAACAGGAAGUCAAAGAAAACCAGACAGACAAAGGCGAGGAACUUCAAAAUAAAACAGGAAAGACUAAAAACUGAUUGAAACGGGUUCUAAGACAAACUGAAACAGGAUCACAAACACGUCAGAAACACGAGGGAAAAUACAAAUAAAUCACAAAUCCAAGAAGAAAUUUAAUUCAUGAGAACAUAUUCAGGCAUUUUAAACAUGUAAGAGUUAUUGCUAAUCAUCUGGUUUGCUUAUAUAAGCCAUAAAAAGCAUCACUGUUCAUUUUAGUCUGUUUCAGAACCAGUUAAAAACUCCUCAUUGGAGCUUUAUGCUGCGUUCCAGUUACCUCGGAAAGUCGGAGCAGGGAAUGACGUUACACCCGAGUUGACGGCGUUCUGAUUAACAAGUCAGAAAACCAAGAUGGACGCCUACUGUAAUCGGUUGUUAACUGUUGUUUACAAUUGUCAGCAUACCACUUACUUAAUUUCAUAAAAACAAAACAGAAGUGCGAAUAAAUAAAACAUUACGAGACCUUUCACUGUUACUCUUUCCUGUUGAUGCGCUGCGCUGCCAUCUUGAAUUAUUAUGUUGUCGUCAAGUCGGGGUUGGUGAGGAUCGUCCGAUUUUCUGAGUCGGAGAUCUGACUGUUAGGGGGGGCGUUCCAGAUGAAUUUCCGACUUGGAGCUCAGAAAUCCCGACUUCCGAGUACAACUGGAACGCAGCAUUACUGCUCUAAGGAUUAGCUUCCUGAAACUUUGAUUUGAAUUCGAAGCUCCUCUAAUCUAAGGAGUUUUUUUUGUUUGUAUUGAUUACUCAACUCAACUCAACUCAACACAGCUUUAUUUAAGCACUUUAAAACAAUCACAGCUGAACAAAGUGCUGUACAUAACUAGACAAAAAAAACGACAUAAAAACAAUCAAAAAACAAUUAAAACAAUCGAUAAAAUAAAAGCAGAAUUAAAAAGUAAAAUAUAGUUUCAAUGUUUUUAAAAACUAAUUUAAAAACAUAGAAACAAAUAACUAAAAACAAACCAUAAAACACUAAAACAGGAGCUGAGUCUCAUGCAGGGUUAAAAGCCGAUGAAUAACUUGGAUUCAAAGUGUUUUCUGAUUAAAAAACUCAUCCUGUUGCUUUUUACAGUCAAAUCUUGAACAAAUCAUAAACACAGGGUUGUUUCUACCCCCUUACAAAGGUUUUAACCACUAAAAAUUACGAUAAAAAAUUAGUCAAACUCUUCGCUGAUGGUUUUGUUUACUUUCGGAUAUCAUAAAAAGGAAUUUAUAUUGAUUUAAGUUUAUUUAAUAAUAGUAAAAAACUCCUCAGGGGAGCUUUAAUAAAAUGCUUCUAACAAUUGAUGCUACUUUGUUUACCUUAGUUUGGUAAUGUCCUGCUAGUGUUUUUGCUCCGACCUGAGCCGAUCUGAAGUUUCCGACACCCUCUGGAUGCAAAUGUUAUCGUCUACACAGCAGAAUUAUUCCUAGAAAUACAGCACAUGUAAAAGCUUUGAUCACCAGUCAUGGACAUUUAUUUAAUUCAACAUCAUCAGGAUUAUAAUUAAGGGGUAUUUUUACCGCCUUUAUUAAAGCCUGACUGUUUCUGUUCGGAUGUAAAUUUGUGAGACUCGGGCUCUGAAACUUUUGUCCAAACUCAUCACAGCUGCGGGGCGUUUGAAGCACUUUCCCGGAGAUAAAAUUAAAACAUUAAAAAAGAGACGGAGACGGCAUGAGGGCAGAAAGUUAUUCCCCUCGGCGACAGAGGCUGAGAGAUCUCUUGUGGGCACAGAAACACCUCUAAAAUGGAUUUGAUUCGACUGUGCGAGUUAUCAACACCCCGACUUCAGUGUGAAAUCGAUGUGCAGUCCUGUGCUUGUUUUCCGGAGUCGCUUCUUCACCCAACUCGGAGGGAAGAAACGACUUUGAAAGCAAUACCUCAUCCUAUCAUGAGGUUGACCCGAGGCAGGAAGACGACCCUUCAGGAAUAAACGCCGAAAAUAAAAGUGGCGUGAUGGUUUCACAACUUUAAAUAUCGGUGUGAUUGUGGGUGAUGUUUGAACUUAAGACCGGGCGGCUUCUUCGACAGCAUAAGUAGCUCCCAUCAAGGCUUUUAUCACGGGAUGACUGUGUCCUUGAUGGUAGUGAGUGAAUUAACAAGGCAGAUAUCGAUCGCUGGCUGCGAGUUUCCUCUGUAGCUUUUUGAUGGUGAUUUAGAGAGUGAGCGAGAGACAAUCAGAGAGGGAGAGACACACAGAGAGGCCGAUCGAUAGUGUUUGCAGGUUUGCUGUGUGGAGAAAGGUGACAGGCGGCGAGAAGGGCAUGAACGAGGCGUGGGAUUGAUCCGUUGCAAGGCAGUUGAUUUUGCUUUAAAACACACACACACACACAGAUAGACACAUGUACACACAAAGUGGUGUGUUGUCAGAUUUUAGGGGUCGAUCAAGAGUUGUGUAUAUUCGCUCAAAUCUUUGUCAGGUUUCAGUUCGAUCAAACAGGUUUCUGACGAGGACAAAAAAAAAUGUUCCCACUUUGUUCGUCUUCAGACCUGAUAGACUUGAAAGCCAUUAAGCACAUUAGCAAAGAACUCAGGCAUCAGCAUGGAACAAAGCUAAACGACGGGGAUGAUGUUGGAGGGAGAUGGUUGGUGUUCAGAGGGUUGUUUUACCCUGUGAAAGCCAGAAGGACUAAAGACGAAGGAGAGGAAGAAAAAGGGAAAGAUGGUCUCGGCAAGGACAAACGAACAGAAACACGAGAUCUCAAUCCUGGGAAUAAAAGAAAAAAAGGUUUCCUGCACUGGGCGAACAAUCCAGAUCUCCCUUAAAGGUGGGGUAGGCAGGAUUCUGUUAAAGAAGCAUUUUUUUUAGUGAUGUAUAAACAAAAAAGCUUUUAAUAUCAAUCAAUAGAUAUCAGUCAUUGAUGACAUUUGGUAAUAUAACGAUAUCGCUGUGUUCUCUCUUCUCUCGUUGUGAGGUGGACCCUGCUCCCUCAUGCUGUGAGACACGCUCCACGUCCUUGAAUAACAUUCACGAGCCCAAACAAAGUUAGCGUGCUACAAUAUCGGACAGUAGAAACCAACCAGAAAGUACGGGAAAAUGUCUGAAUCCUCCUUUGGCCACGACUGCCAACACAAGCAAGAAAACGAAGUAAAUACAGGAGACUCGGGCCAAAUAUUGGGCGCUUAAAAAGGAGGUAAACCGGACAAGAGCUAAAAAGCCGGGUCAACAUCAGUGGACGCUUCGUGAUCUUGCGUAACCUUUCUGCUGGACAGGUAAACCGCUUUGACAACAAAGUGUCUGUAACAGAAGUGUUUCUUGUCAAACGGGACCUGCUGUAGCGUGUUGUAGCUCCAUCGCUAAACUGUCCUCCCUCGGGUCCUGGACUAUGUCACUUUAUCCUCGUUGUAGAAGUCCUGCAAACAUUGUGUUUGCUGGUAGUCUGUUGGCAUCUACAGUAGCACCAAUGCUUUUUACUUUCACCUUGACUGGGCCCCAUUUGUAAUUAUCAGAAGUAUUUAUCUGCAUUAUAUCUGAAUUUAUUUGGAACGAUACGAGCGAGCAGGAGCGUAUGUUUGUGGGCGGGGCUUGAUGGAGCAGAGAGGAGGAGCUGAGGGGAAAACUGGUUGGGAGGGGUAGAGUUUACAUUCAAGAUUUCUUCCAAAAUACUGGCACUCCCUCAGAUCCUGACGACCCCACCUUUAAAGAGUCUAGAAGUCACAUCGAUGUCUCCAAAUCCAAAAAAAUCCAAGCUUUCCUGUCUCUACAAUAACCACAUAAAAUAUUCACAUUAAUGUGUUUGACUGCUAAAGAACAUUAGUUUUGCAAACAUGACAAGAUAAGUAGAGACUGCUUUGUCCACAGAAGGGCGCCGAGGUUGACAAAGAGUUCCUCACUGGGGUUUUUAAUCUGCUUUCUAAAGAGGCGAAUCUAAAGAUUUUUAUUGUGUUCAGCAAUGUGCGGUUUUCAUGCAGGUGUGUAGCCGAAAUCAUUCAAAAUUGUUUUUGGACUUUCUGUGUAGUUUAAGAGGGGUUUUAAAAGGCGGAGGGAAACGCUAGUAGUCGAAUUUGAACCUUAAAUCUACCAUGAGCACAAUUUUUUGCUGUUUUGAGGUAAUUAUUUUGACUCACUCAAACCAUCUUUAACCUUUGCCAAAAAGAAGAUUAGGCAAAUGAUUUUAACCUCUAUAUAUGUUGUAAAAUAGUCAGAGUGACACUUGGUUCCUCAGCCGUUCACCUGACAUGUAAUCACCCCUGACCUUCAUCAUCUGACCCUGGCUCUGUCCCUGAUACGAGUAAGAGGAGCGCUUUGACAUUUGCUGCUCUUUGUCAAUAGGUCACGAUGAAAGCACAGACGCACAAAGGCGGGAUAGCAUGGACAUUUAUUGAUCAGGCUGUCUCGUGGUUAGCUGUACGGAUAGAUGAUAGGCACAGCAGGAGGAAAGAGACGGAGCUCUUCUCCAGGAAGUCGAGCAAAAACCGCUUUAGUGGGCGCUCGUGUGCGUCCAUCCAUCUCGAUGGCAGGGUAAUUCACUUAGCCUGCACUGUGAGCGGCCAUUAUCUGUGGGUGGUGUGCGUCUACGGGUGUGCUCCGCCAUGAUAUCAUCAUGACACUCACUUAAGGAUACAUCACAGCUGGUUGAUAUCAGCCGUCUGACAAUAAUGGCCAAGUUGUGGACCUUUUAAGGCUGUUUGGCCGAGCACUCUCCGCUCAUAACACAACUUCUCUCACAAUUAAUCAGAUUGUUUCAGAUAGAUUGAAACCAUCAGCCGCACCGAGGGCUCACAUUGUGAAUACUCCGGCUUUGAUAUGGUUGAUAUCGCUCAUGUUGGAGUGGGCUCAGAUGGUGAUCAGCGGAUUCAGGCACAAAAACAACCGAAUUUGAAAUAAUAUUACAACUGAACUGAGACCUUAAAUGAGGAUUUAGUAUCAGAUCGGGGCUCAGCUGUUCAGGAUGCGCCAGAUGUUUUCAGAGUGUGAUGAGUCAAAUGGACUCUUCUACUACCGAGCCAUUUUUGAACUAUUUUCAAUCAAAACACAGAGUUCAAACUUUCCAACUCGUGUCAAAAAUGGCGAAAACUCUGAUGACGACUGCUGGACAGAGAGAGGAACUGCAUGUUACGAUAAAUUGCCUUAAAAAGUUAUCAAAUUAGUGCGCUUUUGCAGUAUGCAGAGGACAUCUCGAACUUUUUAAAAUUAUAUUAGCUCUGUUGGUUUACUUUUGCGAUCAAGUUAACCCUAAGUGAUAAAUUUAGCAUCAAUUAUCAAACGCCAAGGAUUUAAGUCAUAUACUUGUUGUUUUAUAAUUAGGUAGUUCUUUCGUUUUUUUUUUUUUUUUUGAAGGGGAAGUCUAUGUGAAGGAGGUUUUUGUUCAUUUCAAGGGAAAAAUCACUUAUAAAUGCAAAUUUGAUCACACGUUCGGAAAGUGAGAUACUCUGGAUGUGAUGACUGUUUGACAAAACAUGCAAGAAAAAAACCCCAACAAACACAUACAUCUCAUCAGCCACGGCGGAGGUGUGAAGUCAAUUGUGACAGCACGCAACCGCGGUUCAUUUCUUCUUUGUGCUAAUUUUGAUCUGAUGAAAUGAUUAAAAAAAGAAAGAAAAAAGUGCAAACAGUGUUAAAGUUUUACAGUGGAAAUGAGGAACAUUCAGAGAAGACUUUGGUUAUUAAAGGAAAACAUAAAAGUGAAGGAACAUCCUCCCUCUGCCUUUCAUUUGUUUUAUUAUACACUUGGUAACUUAUUCAAAUAAAAGAAGUGGAAAAAAAGCUAAAUAAAGUAUGCUACACUUCAUUUUUAAAGCCUCUGUGAGGAGUUUUGAGGUGCUCAUAAAACAGCCUGAAAUUCUCUCUGUGGUUUAAAGAACCAAGAAAGACCAUCAGCAACAAGAUUGAGAGUUUUUUAAGCUUCUAACCACAAAACAAGUCACAGUCUACACCAAAGGAGACGGUUUUAUAUGAUUCAUUCGAAGUGUUCAAGACUCAAGAGUUCAAGUUUUGUCAAAACACAUGGUAGGAGUGCAAAGAUGAACCAGUCAUAAUAGUAAGAGGUACCAGUGGUGCCCCCACUGGCUAGAAAUUCAACAAUGACUUUGAAUGUAAAGGUUUCAGUUCAAACAAGGGAAGAUAACUUCAAAAACAGACAAGGUUCAAGACACGGCGUGACUAUGACCAUGACUUUGAAAGAGUGUUGGAACGAGGACAAGGAGUGCAAGGAACUAGUGACGACACUCGAUACGUUUACAUGACACUCGAAAAAAAACGAAUUAUCGCCUUACUCCAAUUAAGACCGGACAACUGAAGUGCAUGUAAACACCUUAGUCCGACUAUAAUCGGAGUUUGAGAACUCCGAUUCAGACACCCAGAUAGUGCGAUUGGAAUUCGAUUUUCUCUACCGUGUAACCAGCGCAGUCGUAGUAUGAUGGACAGUGCAUGUGCGUGUGAGCCACGCCCCCAUAACUCCAGAACAAAAACACCAGAGAAGAGGAGUAGCGUGCGUCUCACCUGCAGAAAAAGUAGCGCGUCCAUCACGUACGACAAAAACAACGCUGUACGAUGCUCCAACUUCCCGCUCAAAAAUGCCCAGCAGCAGUUGUAGACACUUCUGACGUCUGGCACGGACCUGCUGUUGUUGUUGACUGUUGUAUGGGGUCGGAAACAGCGCCACUGAAAAGACCCAUAUCGCCCCCUAGUUUUGGGGAGGAGAACACGUUCACAUCAAUAAUUCAAUUUUCUUAGCUGCAUGUAUACGCGGACAAGGAGAGAAGUCCAAUUCUGCGGAAAAAACAAAAACAAAUUAUGAGCUUAGUUGGAUUAAGUUGUGCAUGUAAACGCACUGAGUGAGGAACAUGAGGUAAAAUACAAGAGGUAACGAGGGUGAUGGAAAACAGGUGGGGAGACACAAUCAGGAUGCAGGUGUGACAGGAUGAGGGCGGGGCAGACCAGACCAGACAGGAACAACAAAUCUAGAAAACAGAAACAAUAGAGGGUUAGAGACCACAAAAUAAAACAGUAAAGACAUCAUGAGUGUGCAAAAAACAAAGGAAACUUAACCAACAUGAGGGUAAAUCAAGACCAGGACAACAAAAAACACAGAAGCAGGGAAAGACAGAGACUGUACUCACACUGGGAAAUGAGUAACGGGUGGGAAAGACAAGACGCAGGUGAGGCUAUGACUCAUUAAAAAAACUAAUAAAGGAAAAACAAUGGUAGACGAUAAAAUGAGUUAGUUGUAUUUUAUUUAUUUAUUUGUUUUUUGUUUUUUAGUAGAGUCAAAAAAAAAUGUUCACACUUCUUUACGUUUCAUUAAUUUACACACGGUCCCUUAAAGAGAAAGACGCUGCAUAUAGAGCUGUUCAGGUCUUUGUGAGUGUACUGUAACAAGGGAGGCCUUAAUACAACUUUAGAUGUAUUUUAAUGGCUCGGCCCACCUGUGACACACACUCAAACACACACAGGAGUCCACAAAGGGAUCCUAUUUUGGGAGCCCAUCCAGCUCAUCACAGCCUUCUGGGCCAAAAUCAGUCCACUGAGACUUUUUUCACAGGUGGAGGAAUUCAAAUUGAUGUAAAAACCGGCGGGGUAACAGGUAGUUUUAGAAAAGAAGCAUCAACAAGUCAAGGCGGUAUAUAGGGGAAUAGAAAUGGAGACAUUUCCAGAGCAGCGAAAUGUCCUUGAAUGUGGGUUUUUAUUUUGAGGUUGAAUAAACGGUAAACUGCAGUCCUGUAGAACGAAGGAAAUAAAAUGUUCUGCUUUUCAUCGCUGAAUCUUUCCAUGACACUGCAGGUCACGGUGAUCUUGGCGGCCAAGACGAACGUUUUCAAUCCUCCCUUUUAUCUCCGUUUUGAAAAACUUUUUAGAAACCGGCUGCUGAAAUUCUCCCAGCGCUGACUCCUUCAGUCACCUCCCUGUUCUGCCGGUCAUCGCUGAGCUCAAUAGAUAAGAGCUGAAAGCCGAGUUUGCAAGUUGAAAGCUUUUUUUUCUUUCUUUUUCGUCUUCUUCUUGGUGCUGCUGGGUUACAGCAAUAUUUUCGAAGUGUCAUUCGAGGCAGAUCCAGAAACAGGAAGUGUGCUGAAAUAAAAAAUCUCAUUACCAAAGGUAGACAGGAGCAAAUCUUUGUAAUAAAAACAAAAAUAAUUUCACAUCUGUGGGAUAUUAAACACUGUACAUGCUUCAUUUGUGUUGCCGUCUCCGUCAUUAUUCUCUAACACCCUCAGACACACUUGAUGAUGGUUUUCAUUUAAACCUUAAUCACACUUCUCUAUAUUCUUCCAGCGCAGCAGUUUUUCUUCCGGCUCAUAUUUCUGUUUUAUCAGCAGCAGGAAAUGAGAAAUUUGAUGUAGCCCUAAGUUUCAUCACCCUAACUGUGUUGGAAAUGUAUCAUGGGGUGUUUUUUUCUUUUCACGACGCACUUUAUCUCAGCCAGGCUCAACCGUCUGCGUUUAUGAAACAACUUUGGAGUGAAAUAAAAACAAUUUAAUUAUAAACACAGAGAGACGUCGUCAAAACAGAGCCGAGGAAAAGUGUCGAGUAAACUCUCAGGGACAGUGACUCAGCAUAAUGCUAGCGAGCUAAAAUUAAACAAAAGGGUGCAAAUGAAAACAACGUAGCGUCUGACUCCAUGGUUACAGGUGGCUAAAUUGUUUAAAGCUCCUGUAAGGAACUUUUUGUUUGUGUUGACUUUGGCGCCCCCUCUGGACAGUGAAGGAUGCUAAUCCUGCCCUGCAUCCUGUAGCCUGGCCGGGCCAUCCUGUUGCGUGAAUCACUUGAUGUUCCUUCCCACAACAGUCUGGACUUCGGCCCAUAGAGAGCGUGUAUCCCCGAUCAGAAAAUAACCGGGCCAAUCAGAGACCGUGUUUCCACUGUUACCCGGACAACAGGGAAAGGCAGCCCCUGAUUGGUCCAUGUGUAGUGGUGACGUCUAACACAUGCUGCGGGACUUUUCAAAGCCCCGUUCAUUCAGAACGCCGUUAAUUCUGCAGUUGACCCUUCAAAGUCGGCAGGAAUCGUUUAUAUACGCUGAUAUAAACGAUUUCUCGGAGCCGUUCCGGACGCGGUGGAAAUCCCGGCUUAGUUUCACUCAGUUAAGAACUGUAGCUUUAAAGUCGUUAGCGUAGCAUGUCUUUGGACCCGCCCAUCUUAUGUCUCUCUUUAUCUGUCUCCACAGGAACUUCUACUACAUCACCAUGCUACGGGACCCGGUGUCACGCUACCUCAGCGAGUGGAAACACGUGCAGCGGGGGGCCACCUGGAAAACCGCCCUCCACAUGUGCGACGGCCGCCCGCCCACUCAGGACGAGCUCCCCGCCUGCUACAGCGGCGAAGACUGGACCGGCGUGUCCCUCGCCGACUUCAUGAGCUGCCCGUCUAACCUCGCCAACAACCGGCAGGUGCGCAUGCUCGCCGACCUCAGCUUGGUCGGCUGCUACAACAUGUCGUCUGUUAGCGAGCUGGAGCGGGGCAGCAUUCUGCUGGCUAGUGCCAAAGCCAACCUACGCAACAUGGCGUUCUUCGGCUUGACGGAGUUCCAAAGAAAGACGCAGUAUCUGUUCGAGCGGACGUUCGGCCUGCACUUCAUCCGGGCCUUCACGCAGAUUAACAGCACUCGAGCAGCCAGCGUAGGGAUCAGCGAGAAAGUGCGGUGGCGCAUCGAGGGCCUCAACGCCCUGGAUGUGGAGCUGUACGAAUACGCCAAGGAGCUGUUCCUGCGGCGCUACCAGUACAACCGUCAGAAGCAGCACCAGGAGGAGCGUCUGAGGAGGUGGCAGGAAAGGCAGGAGAGGCAGCACAGGCAGCGCAUGCAUAGGACCUAUCUGGCCGCGCUGUGGAGACUAGGAGGAGGAGGAGGAGGGGGCGAGGAGGCGGAGGACGAGGAAGGGGCGAAGGUCCAAGAGGAGAUAACCACGACAGAGGACUACAGCAGCCAGGUGGUGCGGUGGUGAGGAGCGCACGGGGACUAAAAAACACACAGGCGCUGACUGACGGCUGGUUGAUUCAUCGUGCUUUUCUCUCCUCCGUCCGUCCGUCUCCUGCUGUCUCUGUUGUGAAUCUGCCAAAAAAGAAAACCUCCUGCCCUCUCAGCCUCAUCGCGCUUUGUCGGACUGCCGAACGGUGUCUUAAUAUUUAUGAUGGAUGUAUUCGUCAUGGCAACAUAAAAUAUUUUGUAUUUAUGUUUCUUUCUUAUUGCUAUUUUUGGCACUGCAGUCGUGAAUCGUAUUUAUUUAUCCAUUAGCGAGCGCUUUGAAUGUUCUCAGAGCGACAAAAACGUUUCCCAAAAUUUCGCUCAUCAUGAAUAGAACUGAAAAAUAAAAGCGAGGACGGGGGAGCGCUAGUCUGUUUUUAAAAAUGGCGACAGACUCGAAGGAUCCUCUGUGUCAUGUUUGUGAUCUAGCGCCGUGUUGAUCAGUGAAAUCUUGUAGUUACUCUGUGGUGUUUGGCUUCGUAAGAAUAUCAAAAAGCACAAACUUGGCAAUAGUCUGCGGCGUGUUUUCUUAUUCGGCUGCUGCAGAAACAGAAACAAUCAAGGAAAAUGUGUCGAAUAAAAAGAUGCAGCACCCAGUGAUGUAAAUGUGUCCUUGGUACGCAUGUGUACUUGAUCUGCCUUGCUCCCUUUUUUCACAGCAUGUUCUCACCAUAAAGAUCUGAAAUCUCCAA